AUGUCCGAUCUCAGAGCAGCAUCUCCAAAGAUCGAGGACGACGAUGCCAACGUCGAUGAGGAACUCGCCUUGAUGCAAGCUCAGCUCGAGGCUAUGGAAGCCGAGAAGAACGCUCUCGCUUCUGCUUCUGCCCCUGCCCCUACUUCUGGCACCCCCGACCACCAAGCACCCGCCGACGGGACAGGAGAAGGAACACCGAGAGCGAGUGGAGAGGGAGCGGAUGAAAAUAUGGAGGAGGAUGGAGAGUCGACGGCGUCUGUGGAUCUGAGGAGUGUCUAUGUUGGUCAGGUUGACUAUUCAGCUACACCGGAGGAGAUUCAGGCGCAUUUCCAAGCGGCUGGAACUAUCAACAGGAUUACGAUUCUUUGUGAUAAAUUUACGGGGCAUCCUAAAGGAUACGCCUAUGUAGAAUUCGCCGAACCAUCAUGCGUCCAAAACGCCCUUGUCCUCGACAACAGUUCUUUCAAAGGACGUGCCAUCUCCGUCAAAGAGAAGAGGACGAAUCUGCCGGGAAUGAACAUGACGAACCGGGGACGGGGACGGGGCAGAGGACGGGGGGGAUAUAGAGCCAGAGGAGGGUUCAGAGGACGGGUCAGGGGACGAGGACGAGGCUACUACUAA
Molecule: messenger RNA, 621 nt
Organism: Cryptococcus wingfieldii CBS 7118
Lineage: Eukaryota; Fungi; Basidiomycota; Tremellomycetes; Tremellales; Cryptococcaceae
Product: polyadenylate-binding protein 2
Exons: 6
Coding region: 1-621 (206 amino acids)
Molecular function (GO): RNA binding
Source: RefSeq, a predicted model, not a curated record